Molecule: messenger RNA, 818 nt
Organism: Chara braunii
Lineage: Eukaryota; Viridiplantae; Streptophyta; Charophyceae; Charales; Characeae
Source: the annotation of a GenBank genome assembly
UCAUUAGAGAGACCAUCUUCCCCUUUGGAUUUAUAGGCAUCCAUGGUUCCUCUUUUUCAGAUGAAGAACCCUGUAGGCCUUUGUUUCCAGAUGGAGGACCUUAUUGCCUCACUUUUUCAGAUGAAGGAUCCCAUAGGCUCCCCUUUUCUGGGACGAAGCUAUUGCAAAACCAUUGUCAUUGAUGCAUCUGAUGUCAAGGCACUAAAGAAAGCAGAACAGGAGAUCGCAGAGUUUGAAGCAGAAAUAGGGCUCGUUCAAGCCAGAGUCGAGCUUCAGACCUUGUUCAAGCAAAGAGGUCGCUUCACUGUGAAUAGUGGAAGAAAGUUUGAAGAUGCAUGCUCAAAAAUAGUCCAGGACGUUAUUCUUCCGGAGCUGAGCUAUGUGACGGAAGAUAAUGGACAGCAGGCUCUGCAGGAAGCUUCUACUCGUGAUGUUCGGACGAACAGCACGCACAACACUCCCAACUUCCACUGCACCAAGGGAUGGCGCGUGGAGGGACAAUGUUCGGCGGAUGGAGGAGAUGGAAUUAUGAAGUGGUACUCCAACACACCGACCACGUCCCCACAGCAGUUGCGCAUCGGAGAUGUACCUACCACGCAUGAAGUCACCCGCAAGACCAUGCACACGUCGGCUAACCGACGCCCAUGGCACAGCGCGGCAACGAAGGUGGCGGACGACGUGCAUGGGAAGCGCACGAGCACACUGUCGAUCGACGACUCCAUGCCACGAUAAACCCACAGAUGCCGCAUGCUGGGUGCAAUAGCAUAUGGCCAUGCAUCGGUCGACUGGUGGCGACAACACCUCGUGCACCCCCAUUC